CAAACGGUGUUAUUCCACGCGGUUACUUCUUUCACCGCGAUAGACUUGAAACGACACCCACGUGUGAGCCGCCAAUAUGUGCCGACCUAAUGCUGCGGUAUUUUUUUUGAUUUUCGUGUUUGGCGCCUAUGCCCAAAAUAAUUCGCGCCCAUUUUUUGACAGGCAGAUCUACUUGCCGAGGUGCAAAUUUGAUGAGCACAUACUGAAAAACAAUGACAAAUUCGAAAAAGAAAUUUUGAAAUCGGAUUUUGUUUUCACGGGAAAGGUGACCGACGGUGACAUUUAUUAUAGGGAUGACACUAUAAUUUUUAGUGUGACAGUGAGAAGGUAUUUUAAAAACUCUUUGAAAUAUGCCAAGACUAAAGAAGUGCGAGUUGUGAAGACGUUGAACGAAGGUGAAGGUGUGAAGUGUCGACAGCCCAUUAGACCGAAAUUUACUGCAAUUUUUAUUGGACGGAAAUUGAAAAAUUCAAAAGACGCGGAAAUGUAUUUGGUAAUUGGUCCUGUUCCGGUAACACUGUACAAUUUGGAUAGAGUUACUGCGGCAACAAAAGACGAGAAACUCCUAAACUUGGAAGUCAAAACCUAUCCUCAAGAUGUUACCGAUAUCCAACAAAAUAGGCCAAGCAUCAAUCCAGCACCAGAUCCUGAAAAUUAUUGGAACUUGCCAGGCCACGAAUAUGAGCCCUGCGAGAAGACGUAUUGCGCUUGGGGGGCCCAGUGUGUCAACGCUCCUGAUGGAAAAGCCCUUUGUCAAUGCCCGACGUCGUGCAAACCUAAAAUCGAACCUGUUUGUGGGACGGAUAAUGUGACAUACGACAACCAAUGCUUGAUGCGAGUGGCGUCCUGCAAGGCACGACUCGACACUAGGGUUAAACAUGGUGGGGAAUGUGUUGAUAACGACUUAUGCAAAGAAAAGAACUGCGGAUACGGUGCUCGAUGCGUAAUGAGUCCGGAUGGCCGAAAUGUCAGCUGCGUUUGUCCAGAGAAAUGCCAUAGUUAUGGGGACCAUGUAACAUCUCAUCCUGUAUGUGGUUCGGAUGGCGGCGACUAUAAAAAUAGGUGCGAACUAGACCGUGCAGCCUGCAAAUCAAACAACAACAUCACUAUUAAAUUCAACGGGAAGUGUGAUCCAUGUGCCGGUGUCGAAUGUACCGAACCUGAAAUAUGUCAGCUCGAUUCUCAGAGAAAUCCUGUGUGCCGAUGUGGAGAUACUUGCCCUUUAGAGUUUACCCCAGUCUGCGGUUCGGAUGGAAAAACCUAUUCGAAUGAGUGUACUUUACGACAAGAGGCUUGCCGAACCAGAAAAACCCUCAAUAUUAUUUACAGAGGAAAAUGCAGCUCAGGAAUAAACCCUUGCACGAGUGCGCGCUGUACGACAGGUCAAGAAUGCUCAAUAAAUAAAUUCGGGAUUGCGGAAUGUGCGUGUCCGCCAGAAUGUGAGCCUGUAAUGCGACCGGUGUGUUCUAAAGAUGGCCGAACUUUUCCUUCCGAAUGCGAAUUGAAGAGAGCGUCUUGUCUAUCUCGCACCGCUAUUGACAUCAAUUACACCGGAGUUUGCGGAGAAAAAGGACCUUGCAGCGAGCACAAAUGCCAAUUCGGUGCUGCGUGUGUAGAGAAAACAGGGUCCGCUCAUUGCGAGUGUCCCAUUUGCUCGUCCGAAUUCAACCCUGUCUGUGGUUCAGACGGCAUUUCAUAUGGAAAUGAGUGUAAGCUCCGACUGGAAGCCUGCAAGCACAGACGGGAUAUAACUACAUUAUAUGGUGGACCUUGUAAUGGAUGUGAAAACAAAAAGUGCGAUUUCUAUUCAGUUUGUGAAAGCGAUGGGGCUACGGAAGGCCGUUGUGUUUGCCCGCAGAAGUGCAUUGACGCGAAGCUCAACAACGGUUCGGUCUGCGGAACAGAUGGAGUCACUUAUACGAGCGAAUGCGAACUUAGGAAGAAUUCCUGUAACACAAAACAAUACGUUCUGCUUGCUUAUAAAGGAAACUGCGAUUUAUGCGAGAACGUGGAAUGUAAAUACGGGGCCCGAUGCGAAGCUGGAGAAUGUGUAUGCCCAACGAAUUGCGAUGGUUCCGGUGACGAGCCUGUGUGUGCAUCAAACAUGGUGACGUAUCCAAACGAAUGUGAAAUGCAAAAAGCCAUGUGUCAAGAUUCGCCCAGCUACAGAGGACCUUUCAAUGUAGUUUUUUAUGGAGAUUGCAGAGACAGAUUUCCUAUCGGAAGUACUACGCUUGGCUCAUUGACCAACGUUCCGCCAACUGAAGUGGUAACAGUGCCAACGGAGAACAUCAUUACCAAUAUAAGUAGCAACGCAAAGGAGGCAUGCAGAGAUAUACAUUGCGACUUUGAGGCUACUUGCGAGCUCGGCCCCGAUAAUUUUCCCCGGUGUACAUGCAGAUUUGACUGUGCCAGUGCAGUGUUAGCGAAUCCAGUCUCGAAUAAGCCAGUGUGCGCUUCCGAUCUAAGGAUUUACUCCUCGAUAUGCGCGAUGAAAAUGGAAGCAUGUCAAAGACAGGAAGAGUUGCGACUGAGACCGCUAGAGCUUUGUCAAGGGAUGGAAGUGAAACCGUGCAAAGGCGAAAAACCGGUUACAGACCCUGUUACAGGAAGGGAGCUGGAUUGUGGUAACGGCCCUUUUAGGCAGGACUGUCCUUCUGGCACUUACUGCCAUCAGACAACCCGAUUUUCGCGUUGCUGCUUUAAAGAUAAAAACUUCAUCGAGAAAAAGAGUUGCGAAGACAGCUGGUUUGGAUGUUGUCCCGAUGGUAAAACGUCUGCAGAGGGGCAAAAUUUCGUGGGUUGUCCAUUGUCGUGCGGUUGUAACCGACUUGGGUCCUAUUCGGAAUACUGCGAUGUAAAAACUAAUAAAUGUAAAUGCAAACCUGGAGUGGGUGGAGACAAAUGCGAUCGUUGCGAACCUGGAUUCUGGGGUCUACCGAAAAUAUCCUCGGGAUUUAAAGGAUGUUUACCGUGCGGUUGUUCUAUAUUCGGUUCGGUGAGGGAUGAUUGUGAACAAAUGACUGGUAGAUGUGUAUGCAAACCGGGAGUUCAGGGCCAGAAGUGUACGAUUUGUACCAGCCACAACAAACUUCUCAGUCCAAACGGAUGCGUCUCAGCGGAUUUGACGACGAUUCCUCGAGCUACGUGCAAAGAAUUGACUUGUUACUUUGGGGCGACAUGCGUUGAAAGGAACGGAGUCGCGAUGUGCGAAUGUCACCAUGAACAAUGUCCUCAGGACAAUGAAGUGCAAAUUGUGUGUGGCAGUGACGGGCAAACCUACAAUUCUCCUUGCGAAUUAAAUGAACUAGCUUGUCGAUUACAAAAAGAUAUUGUCAUUCAAGCAUUUGGAACUUGUAAGGAAGACAUGUUUCCCGGUACUGAUUGGCCCUUACGCCGUUAUACACCCCUUCAGUUUACCCAACCUGACGAAGUUAACUCCCCUUUAUCAAAAUCUACCAGGCAUCUUUUGGUUCCCGACUCUAGGUUUUACUAUGGAAGUGCUACUAGACCUUUAAGUUCUGACGUUAAAGAUACCAGGGAUGGAGAUAUUGCUCUAGCUUACAGACCUACUCCGGCAACCGUCAGAGUUACAGCAUUAUUAGGGGAUCUCUGUUCAAAAAGUUCGGAUUGUAUGAUAUUGAAUAGCUAUUGUGUGGCGGGAGCCUGCACUUGCUUACCAGAUUAUUACGCCUCAAACGAUCGGCAAAGUUGUAUAGAAGAUUCUCGACCGACAAAAGAAUUUCGAGCCUGCAGCUCAUCUCCGUGUUUCCACUUGAGCACUUGCAUCGACCUGCCUGGAGCGACCUUCACCUGCAUUUGCCCUGAAAAUUAUACAGGCCCAUCUUGCGAAUCCGAAAUUGUUUUGAAAAAAUAUGAAACCCCCUCCUUUAGUGGCAGAUCCUACGCCAUACUUAAGACGAUCGAAGCCUACAACAAACUUGUUAUUGAAAUGGAGUUCAAAUCCUACACUUACGAUGGGAUACUGUUCUAUAACGCCGAAAAUGAAGACGGCUUAGGUGAUUUUGUAUCUUUGUCCCUAGUUAAUGGAUUUGUCGAGUUCAAAUAUAAUUUGGGACACGGACCUGUUAUUAUGCGUUCUGUAGACAGAAUCGAACUUGGCAAGUUUCACAGAGUUGUGGUUAAGAGAUAUAACAGAGAUGGUUUGCUUAAAUUGGACGAUGCCGAUGAUGUCGCGGCACAGGCAGCGGGAUUAACAAAAGCCCUGGAUUUGAAGACCGAUACGUAUAUUGGAUAUGUUCCCACCAAUUUCACUAGGGUAUUUGAAAACAUCGGCACCGACAAAGGGCUUGAGGGAUGUAUAAAAAAGUUGAAGAUUGGCAGGGAGGAAAUUGAACUUCACACGUUCCGACACGAAAUGGUAUUAGAAACUAAAGGCAUUUACGAUUGCAGCCAACAUGCAUGUGAACAAUCUCCGUGUUUAAAUCAAGCCCAAUGUGUCCCGAUGGAUGACCUGUUUCGAUGCGAGUGCCCUCCGCAGUUCUCCGGAAAGUUUUGCGAUAAAUUGGACGAUCCUUGCAUGUCUAAUCCUUGUGUUUUUGGCGCCAAGUGCCAGCCGUAUGAUCAGGACACUUAUAUUUGUAAGUGCAAACCAGGACAGACUGGAAAAAGAUGUGAAAUUGAGUAUAAAAAUGAUCAAGUAGUAAUGCCAGAAUUCACCGGCCACAGCUAUAUCCGACUUCCGCCAAUAAAUGUUAUCGAGAAGGCAUUCUCGAUUGAAGUCUCGUUUAUGCCCAAAGCACCUAAUGGUCUAAUUUUGUACAGCGGCCAGAUAGAAAAUAGCCUCAGCGAUUUUAUUUCCUUGAAUCUGGCUCAGGGCUAUUUGCACUUCCGAUUCAACUUGGGUGGAGUCGGCGUCGAUCUGCUGUCUAUGGAUCCCAUCGUCAUCCGUAAAUGGCACCACGCCCGCAUAUCUGGAAACGGGAUAGAGGGCCUUUUACAAGUUGACAAUUCAAGCAUAGUUUUUGGCUACUUGACCGAACCCCUUGGGAUCGUUGUGCUCGACAAACCGCUCUACGUUGGAUCUAUACCUGAAAAGGAAGAAAACAACAAUCUGUUCUCCUUACCCGGAUGGAAUAAGGGAUACCGAGGAACGAUUCAAGGACUCGCCGUAAAUGGAAAUCCGCUCCCGAUAACAAACAUAUUAUCGGACUGCUCAUACAAUCCCUCCAACAAUAGUUGCGCGUCGAACGUGGGAUUCUAUGAGGGAUUACCUUGUCCCUUUCUCAAAAAUCCUUGUGUAAAUAAUGGCUUCUGUGUUCCCGACAUGGACGGUUUUGUUUGCCAGUGUCUGGACAGGUUUAAAGGAAAACGAUGCGAAUUUGAAGAUGUCAGUUCUUUUUCAGAGGAUCCCAGCCGCUCCGUCAAAUUUACUGGAAAUACUCAUUUGCAAUAUAAGCUGAAAGGAUUUAAAAGCUAUAAUCAUACUGAUAUCGCAAAUCAAGUGGUAGUCCAACUGAAACGAAAGAGAAAGGAGACCAGCAUUUUUGAUUACAAUGGAGAGGAGGAACUGAGAAAAUCGGAAUUUGGAAAUGACUACAAAUUUGUACUUCAAACGUUUGUGGCUGAUGGCUUAUUAUUAUGGAGAAGCAAAUCGAAAAGAACUGCUAGAGAUUAUUUCGCUGUCGCCAUCGAAAACGGAUAUCCACAAGUCAGUUUCAAUCUUGGUAGGGAAAAAAGACUCUUCUUGAUCAGAGGCACAAAACGGAUCGAUGACGGCCAUUGGCAUACAGUGCACGUUAAAAGGAAGAAACGAAUUGGUAUGAUAUCGGUUGACGGUGGACGGUUUGUGCGUGGAAGAUCAAAUCCUGGGUCGAAAAGCUUGAGAACGACAGCGAAACUUUGGAUUGGUGGUGCUCCAUCAGUACCUCCAGGUUUCUCCGAAGCGUACUACAAGGGCUUCCACGGAUGCAUAAAAGAAUUUUGGGUCCACAAUAAGCGUUUCAACUUAUUAGCGACCUUCGACAACAAGAUUGUCAAUUUAUGUCACUUCAACGACCUCAACAACGUGUGAACAACCCCUGCAAAUUCUAUUUUGCGGUAUUUUAUGUGAGACUGAAUAGUUAUUUCCAAUGUUUAGCUUAGAAAGAUGUAUUGAUGUAUAUAGUUGUAUUGUUUAUUAAGGUAGGUACUAAAUCACAGAGCUUCAAUUUAAACUACCUAUGUUUUUGUCUAGUCCUGUAAAAAAAUUCUGUUAACCUGCCUUUACCACUACAUUGUCAUGUUUUUGGAAUAAAAUAGGAAAAUUUGUUAUUAAUUAUUGCUCAAAGCAAUAAUCAAUUUUCGUUUUCCAUUCUGACAAAGGCGAUUAACUGACUCAUUUGUAAUAUAUUUAUGGCGUCAAACUUUGACCAUGAAAUAUUUGAUGGCAGGGCGACAAAAAAGAACUCAUAGGAAAAAGUAUUCUACAAUCAAAAUUUUAUUGAAUUGGCUUUACAACUACUAAAUUUAAUUAGGCAAAAAAAGAUGUGAUGACUACAAUAAGGAUGCAAAUAGGGCACGAGCUUUAUUUAUUUUUUAUGUCACGUGUCAUAUUUAUAGUAUAUGCAGUUUAUUAUACAAGUCAAUUUUUUAUAUUCUUAGGAGAGAGCCUCAAAAAAAAUAUAUUAUUGAACAUGCUGAUCGAUUUAAAGACUGUAAAUUAGUAGGUAUACAUUAAAGCAUUAGAUGGAAUAUGAGAAAAUAAAAACUAAACUAAACUAAGUACUAAUACAAUUGCAGAUGAAGUAGGUGAUGUUUGAUCAAUUUAAAAUGUUGGAUAAAAAGCAACUAAAAUCAAAAUUCAAAAACUUCAAAUUGUAUGGAAUUUUUUUGAGGCAUAAAAAAUCGACUUUUAUAAUAAUUUAGUAUUAUAGGAAAUUUCUAAUGUACUUUUGAAAAAAGUUGAAAGCAAAACACAAAAUUAUUUUAACAAACACACUACUAUUGAAAAUAUCGUGGUAAUAAAUUAACAGAUAAGUAUAUGACACACUUUCUCUUGAGUAGAACAAAAUGAAUUUGUGAUUUGUGUAAUAAAUAAACUUAGAGCCCAAAUAGAAGUAAAUACAAUACCUACCUAUUUGUAGAAUAAUAUGAUAAUUAUUGAGAGUUGUUCCUUCCAAAGUUUAUCCCUUUCAAAAACUAAUCACCUAGGUAUAUUUUAAUAAUAUGUACUCAUUAACUAUUUCAAACAAAAUUUAAUUUUGUUCCUAAAUAGAGGUAAACAAAAAAAUGUCACUUCCGGAGCUGAUCAGUUUUUAUGGUAGUGUCCCAGAUCGAUAUAAUAAAAUAUAUUAGAUACGUUGUGCCCAGACAAUACUGCUUUCAGUCAUAUCAUUCAUCGCAUAUCUAAUAAUAAUUAUUACUAACACUUAAUCAAAAUUCGUAGUGUUUUAUUAUUUACAUCUUAUACAGGGUAACAAUAAUAGUUUUUUAACAAAAAAUAAAAGAAAUUAACAACUAACAAAAUAUUCAUGGCCUAUGAUCAAUAAUAAUUUAAACUUUAGACAGUGGUUUUAUUCUGAUUCUAAUUUAUAUAGACAAAUAACAAAAAUAUAUAGGUAAUAAUAAGAAGUGGAAUAAAGAGAUGUUUAUCUUCAUCUUUUUAUUUGGAAAUACAAGUGUGAUGUGUCUGACAUUUGUCAUGAGUUUUUAGUUGAUGUUUGUUGGAUUUGAUGGGGAUUAUGACAUUUUAAGUUUUGAAACAUCCAAAUGUUUGCAUCCUAAUAUUACCAUGAUUCUGAAUAAUUUUGCAAUUUAUUUGUUGAUGUUUUGUUGGUUUUUUUUUCUGUUGAGUUAGUAGGUGAGUAGGUACAACUUCCUGCAGUAAAUGUUCUCAGUUCUGAUGUCCCAAAAACAUCCAUACCUAGAUUGUAGAUUCUAGAUUGCAUUUGGAGUCGUUAUACAGCUUGUUCCAGCCGCUCAAGCGCUACUACCUUUCUAGAUAUUUUCUAGUUGGUGCCCAAGAUUUGUAGGCUUCUUCCAAAGGAGGCCAGCUUCGUAGUUCGUAAAGUGCCCACCUCUUGGGGUGUUAGCCGCACCCCUUCAAGGUAUUUCAACCUUUCGCAAAAGUGAGCAGGGCACUUUCAGAUUGAAUGUUCUGUAGUUUCUAUUGCUUGUUCGCAAAAUCUGCAGUGAUCGCUGUCUGGUUUGUCUAUUUUUGAUGAUAUUUCAACAGGCAAUGCCCACUGAGCAGACUGACGACUGUUCUAAUGUUUCUUCUGUACAUGUCAAGAAGUUGUUCAGAUCUCUUUGCUGAGAUGGAUACGAACCUUUUUGCCUGUCUCAGACCAAUGAGCUAGCAUUCGUUCCUUGCCCCAUCUGUUCAUUUAUUCGGAAACAACGUUGCUUUUUAUCAGUCCACAAAAAGUCUCUGGGCCCUAAAAAGGUGUUGAAGCGCCUUGUUCUGCGAGCUGGUCUGCCUCGUCGUUGCCCUCUAUGCCCUGGUGUCCUGGCACCCACAUCAUGGUUAGUUAAUUUAUUCCUCCCAGCCAGUUGCUUAGGGAUAUUUUUCCAUCUUCCAAACUAGCUGCGAGUACUUGAUGGCUCUUAGAGCCUUAAGAGCCGCUUGACUGUCGGACAGAAUUUUUAAGGCACUCUUGGGCACAGUUGUUUAUGGCCAGUACCUCAGCUUGAAAUAUUGUAGACGUUUUACCAUUGCUGAGGAGCAUUUGAAGUUUGGUCCGGUGUUUCCCAGAUCGACUCUUUCCGUUAGCUUCGAACCAUACACAUAUGGUUCGAAGCACUCUUUGGUUAUUAUUGUAUCUGUUUUCUGUUAAGUUUACGUAUUAUACAAUGCUCACCCUGUCUUCGAACCUUUUUUUAUGUUGUAUGUUUAAAUUAAUAAUGGGGCUCUGUGCUCCUAACCUAACGAAGCCACAAUGAUGCGUUAUCCGCUUGCGGUAGCUUCGCGUUCUUUCAUGAUUGGCGUUCUUUCACAACCACUUCAUAUGGAAUGUCCAGUAAUGUUAUCAUAUGAUCUGUUGGUUUACUCUGGCACUUGAGCUUUAUAGAGUGAAGGAUGCGUAAGUGGCUAUUCAGAUCACCAGGUUGAGAUAUUUUUGUCUGAAAUGGCCUAUAGGCAUCAACUCUUGCCAGAGUAUUUUUUGGCAUGUUCGCUACUGCCUCUAAGGCAGCGGUGGGGCAGGUUGACAUAGCCCCUGUUAUUCCUAGACAUAUUAGCCUCUGCGGCAUAUCCAAUUGGCUGCUGUAGCUCGAUCGUGAUAUUGUGUCCAUCCAUACCUAAUUGAAGGUCCGGGAACUUUUGGAUUUGAGAAGCUGGAAGUAAACUAUUCGAGGUUUUUGUUACAGUAUUCUCAUCGACAUCCAUAUUUCAAGGGCAUGAAACUUCAAAACCAAAAUUUCUAGGUGCAUUCAAAUCUUCAUCAGGAGCUAUAACUAAGCUCAGUCUCGUAAAAUGUAUUGGUUUCUGAGGCGAACUCCAGCACCUACGAUAAAAUCGUUUUCCAGCUUCUCAUACUGAUGACACCUUACCAUAGAAGCGAUAUCAUAGAUACUAGCCGACUCUUUAAAAAUGGUUGUUCUUGAGAUGAAGAUAUAGGUAUUUCACGAUGUAUUGCUUUUUCUAAUGAAUCGGGGAAAACAGUUUCCGGGGGUUUGAGCCGAUGUAGCAAGCGCACCAUGACUCAUCGAGUGAGUUGUUAUUUCAUUAUUUUAUUUUUCACUUUUCUCAACAUUGAAUUUGAAUAAUUUAUGAUCUUCUGUGAGUGUUUCAUUCUUUGGCGUUAACAAAUUUACAAAGGAGACGUAUAGAAACUCAUCGCACCCCAUCGAACUUUUCUGGCAAGUACUUCCACUGCAUUUCCAACAGUCAAAGAUUCGUGAUGAUGUAAACUUAAACUGGUCGUUUCAUUGCAUCUAGAAUUCAAAAUAUGAUUUGAGUUUCUAUUUGUGGAGUUUUUGAAAAAAAAGUAAAGUUCCGUUUUGUGUUUAGAGAGAGGACCACUGGAUCGGAAAAUAAGGCUAUUCUAAGCCUUAAUUUGGAUUUAUUUAUCUUUAUCUUAUGUUAUUUGCAUGUAUACACCUUUGACAUAGGUACCUACACAAAUAUUACAAUUUGAUCCUACACUCUUGGUUUUCUGAAGAUUACCAAAUUUCUGUAUUAGCUGGAACAUUUUUCGUAUCAUGAUCAUGCGACGUGAGAAUGCGAAGAUUGUUUUUACUCAGUGAUAUAAAAUCUUUUGAUCUCCGAGGGGACCUAAGAAACAUUUUCGGUUGCCUUAAACCUGGAAGCUAUGCCACAGAAAGGCUCUGGUCCUAAAAACGGAGUUUGUGCUCCCAAUUCUGCAAAUUGGUCCGCCUUCUCAAUACCUGCGAUCCCUGCAUGUCCCGGUUUCCACUGGAGAAAUAGUUUGUUAUUUUUGCCCAGGAAUUCCUAAACCAUUAGGGAGGUGAUUAUACAAUCUUUCUUUUUUUUUAGUUUCUGUCAAGAUUGAACCCAGCACAUCUACUAUUAGUGUUUAUUUUCGCGUGAAAUAUGUCUGGGUGAUUUCCCAUUGAUUUCGAGAACUUCCAGGCCCAAAUACUCUGGCUUCGGUAACUUGUUCAGUUCUCGACCCAUCUGUAUCCCAUUUUACGGCUUUCUGCUACAUUGCAAGAAUGGAUGUGGUGUUUCCUUUCCAUUCUUCUCUGCUUCUGAUGACUACUGUGGAGCGUUUCUCAAAAUUAUAUGUUUUGAUCGUAUCAUCCCUGGGGAGCUCGCGAGAAGCGGAAAAAGCUUGCUUGAAGAUGCUAAUUCUCUUCUUCCACGCCAACCUCCCUCGCCAGUGAUUCUAGUCGUUGUUCGUCUAUUACCACGAUCUUAAGAGGUAGGAAGACUUACAAUUGUCUCGAUGGCUGCUGUAGGAUGAGUUUUCAAUACGCCCGUGAUGCAUGUGAACGCCAGGGGUUGUAGUUUGUUGAGAGCUGCUUUUAUAUUCUGCUUCUCAACUUUUUUGAAUCAGGCUAUCGAUCCAGGGUUGGUCUUACUUUACUGUCAUGAUGGUGUACAUCCAUCUCAAGAUCCCUGCUUUGUAUCUCCAGGUUUAACCUGCAUGGUUUCGGCACACCAUGAUGAGAGCCCUAGUCGCCUUGGUUACAGCUCCCUCAAUAUGUUUUCUCCAUUAGAGUUUGCAGUCCUGCGGUAUGCCGAGACAUUUGACUUCCGUCACCAGUGUAAUAUUAGUUCCGUGUAUUCGGAUGUCCUUUAUUCUAGGGACCUUUCUCCUCCUAUUGAAAGGCACUAUGGUGGUUUUUGAUCGGUUUAUCUCCAGUCCGACUAUUCAGCACUACUCCUCCGUUGCUUUGAGUCCCAGUUUGUACGGGGAAGAGUGCUUACCUCAAUAGACUCAUUGCCUAUUGAAAUCUCUGCUAUCCUCGUGGCAAACAUCUUACACAUCCAUCGAGAUAUAUGAUAUAUGUUUGUCCCAUAGAACUCUGUAACUCUGAAAAGUAGGAAAGAGAAAAGAUGUUGCAUAGAACCUUAUAAGGACAAGAAGGGGCUUCUAGCUAUUUGUGAAUGGCUAUAGGUGUAUCAGAGCAUCAGCGUUUAGAAAUGUGCACACCAGUUCAGUUACUUCCAUUUUUAAAUUUUCGUAAAUUUAAACUGGUUCUACAUGAUCGAAUAGCUUCAGUUAAACGAAUAAGGUAAACAAUACCUUGAAUUUCUUGCGGUUAGAUUAGAAUUGAUAUUAAAUUUAUUUGCCUCACAUAUUACAUAAUUUCCUAGUGCCUGAAAUAUAUUCUAUUAAAACAAAAACCAUAACACGUAUCAUCUUGUACACGUACUUGUUGUAUAGGUAAUUCUAAGAUUUUUUUAAUUAAAUAUUUAAAGAUUAAAGAGUAGGUUUUGAAAGGGAUAAAAAUUGUACUAAAAAUGUACUUAAAAACAAUCAUCUACCUACCUAAUAAAAAUAGUGUUUAUAAACACAUAUCUUCUUUAGCUAAUACCACAGAUUACCUAAUACAGAUGCGAAAGUACGUAUACUUGUCGUCGACGAUAUUCUGUGACGAAGCCGGGCCGCCAGCGCCCCGACGCAUAGAUAAAGAUCGUCAGGACAAUUAACGUGGCCGAGUGGGUGAGCAUGUUCCAGCCUGUGUGUUUACAUAUUUUUGCGGGUAGAAAAAAAAUAUUUUUUUGCUGUUUGUGAACCAAUUAAAGAAAUAAUAUUAUAUUAUUGAGCUUCCGCAUUUAUAUAAUAAAUAUGUUCAAAAUACAUUGAUGUGGCAUUGGUGCGGCCCAGCCUAUGUCUAUCAAAUUAAUCUUGAACCACGAAUUCGCAGCUCUUUCUCAUCUGUAUGUAAGUAAUCUGUGCUAAUACUUAAAUUUACCAAAAAAAAAAACUACUAAUAAAAUAAUAAACCCUAACAGUGUAUUAGAUGCAUCUCCUUUAAUAUUUCUGUUGAAUGUUAUUAAAAAAAAUAUAAAAAUCUAUGAUGGAUUGUUCAUAUAAUUAACGCUUUGAUGUUGAUUGAUGUAAAUAUACUUUUAGUAGACUACUCCAAUAUUUUAGGUUUUGUUGAGCUUUAGACCAUUGUUAACAGGACGUACCUUCGUUCUAAAAGCGGUACCUACCUAAUUCAUUAGGCUGAUGCUAAAAGUAAUACCUAAAUCAACAACUAAAUGUAUUGUUGAAAGUUUUAAAGCUAGCUAAAAUUAAAAUAUAUAACAUUGAAUAAAUUAAUAUAUGGGGACUUAUCAGUAAAUAAAAACAAAUAAUUUCAAGAAACGCACCAGACUUAAAAUGUUUUUGAUUUAAGUUUGAAAAUGUAAGUCCAAUGAACAUGAAUUUUGAAAGUCAAUUAGUCUUUGAUCAGAUGUUUCCAUCUUGACAUCUACAGAUCUACACAUGAAAGAUUUGCAUUACCUACUCUUCCAAAUUUGUCCUCAUGAUGGUUCGAUCUUCAUCAAGAUUAUCCACCCUGUUUCAUUUUUUGGGCAGGUACUUCCUCAUGAGCGACAUUUGGAUAGAUAUUGUCGUGCGCCGAAUCAGCAUUUACCUACUUGUUGAGCAAGAUAUUUUAAAGUGGGGUUGGUGCUGCUUUUGGAUGCGCAAGCACGUUCUUAUCAAUAAUCUGUAAUAUCUAGUUAUUAUAGGCAAUAACUAAUGAAUACCCUAGUUUAUUUAGAAAGUUUUUAUUUUUAACAUAGUGUCUGUACAUUUUAUUGCAAUAAAUAUAUUUUUUUCCAAA
Molecule: messenger RNA, 13188 nt
Organism: Ceutorhynchus assimilis (cabbage seed weevil)
Lineage: Eukaryota; Metazoa; Arthropoda; Insecta; Coleoptera; Curculionidae
Source: the annotation of a GenBank genome assembly